AUGAACCCAAAAUUAUUUUUAUUACUUAUUCUAUUGAUCGCGAUCUCAACCAUCGAGGCCGUCCCAAAUCGACUCGUCAAAAGAACCACUAAUUUCAGAAAAUGGGAUGAUAGAUUAAAGCCUCUCACUGUAGUAACCCAACCACACGACUUAGUGGCCAAUCAGCAAGCUUAUUUUAACAUUUCCGGAAAUCUUGAUGAACUUACCGACAAAUCUAAAUUGUUUAUUGAGAUAACUUACUCUGAUUAUACAUGGGACUACGGAUUUAGCGGCGGGAUUUGCAAUUUUGUCAAAGGUCCAUAUCCCCCAAACACUGAUUUUCUUAUACAAACAGGAGCUUUGCUAAAAGAUCUUCCCACAGGCUAUAUUUGUAUAGUUGCACCUUUUACAGAUUACGAUCAGAAUCAUGAUCGUCCUUCAGCCCGUGCAUUGGUCACACAAAAUUAA
Molecule: messenger RNA, 447 nt
Organism: Acaulospora morrowiae
Lineage: Eukaryota; Fungi; Glomeromycota; Glomeromycetes; Diversisporales; Acaulosporaceae
Source: the annotation of a GenBank genome assembly